Messenger RNA from Arachis duranensis, 714 nucleotides. RefSeq lists its product as uncharacterized. The record is from RefSeq and is a predicted model, not a curated record. NCBI's taxonomy places the organism in Eukaryota, Viridiplantae, Streptophyta, Magnoliopsida, Fabales, Fabaceae. The transcript has a single exon. The coding region runs from base 155 to 514 and encodes 119 amino acids.
UACUACUACUAUUACUCAUCAGUGUCUGAAAGUUUUGAUGAUCAGUCUCAUUAUUUUCACCAUUCUACUCUCUAUUUGCUAGUAACUACAUACUCAGCCUUAUUAUCAGCUUCUUGAAUUUGAAAGAAAGUAGUUGUUGUUCAUCAGAAUCUGUAUGAUGGACACAACAAGGCAAGGGAGUAGUAGCAAUGAGAUGCAACCCUUUGUUGUUAAUAGCAAUAGGAACAAUAAUAAUUAUAACUACUAUUCACAUAGAUCAAUAGAGACACUUGUGGUUGUGAUAGCAGUGAUCACAAUAGUAGGUGUCAUUGCUGGAAUGAUAGCAAGGUUAUGUGGUGGAAGACACUUCAAUGGUGACCAUGACAUUGAAGGUUGGGUUGAGAACAAGUGUAGAAGUUGCAUUGAUGGAGGACUACCACCUCCACCACCUCAAGAAGAACCACAACCACCACCAAAACCAGCAGCACCAACUACAACAACAACAACAACUGAUGAAGCAGCAGCAAGUAAAUGAAGAAAUUAACACAAAACAUUAUUGUAAGUUUGUUACUACAAUAAUAAUAUAUAUAUAAUACAAGUUCAUGCUGAUUAUGUAUGUAUAGAGUUAUGUUAAUUAGUAGAACCUUAAAAGUAUAGUAAUCUACCAUUGAUGUUGGACUAUUAUUAAUGCUUUAGUUGCUGUCACUGCGCUUUUUUUCAAUCAAGGAAAUUUAA